Molecule: messenger RNA, 2073 nt
Organism: Malaya genurostris
Lineage: Eukaryota; Metazoa; Arthropoda; Insecta; Diptera; Culicidae
Exons: 1
Coding region: 1-2073 (690 amino acids)
Biological process (GO): DNA integration
Molecular function (GO): nucleic acid binding
Source: RefSeq, a predicted model, not a curated record
AUGGGCGAAGCCAUGAUGGAUGACUCAAAGCAUAUGCAUUUAGAGUCAGUGGAUGGAGUCGAAUCGGUGUUAGGAAUGAAAUGGAUACCCGAGGAGGACUGCUUUACUUAUUCGUUAGCAGUUCGUGAUAACCUGCAAGAGUUAUUGAAUGACAGUCGCGUGCCAACUAAACGGGAAGUGCUCAGAAUAGUCAUGAGUUUAUUUGACCCAUUGGGCCUCAUUUCUUUCGUUUUAAUACACGGUCGUAUUUUGAUGCAAAACAUUUGGGCGUCCGGAGCCAAAUGGGAUGAUUCAAUAAACGACAGUCUUUUCCAUCAAUGGCGCUCAUGGAUUGAUUUACUCCCGUGUUUGGAAACCCUUAGGAUUCCCCGUUCUUACUUUUCAUUUAUACCCUACGACGGACAAAAAGAAUUGCAGUUACAUGUGUUUGUAGAUGCAAGUGCUAGUGCUUACGCAGCGGUUGCUUAUUUUCGCCUAGAAACUACGAACGGAAUACAAGUGGCCCUGGUUGGGUCGAAAACUAAAGUGGCACCGCUAAAAAUGAUAUCGAUACCAAGGUUAGAACUGCUAGCCGCAGUCCUGGGAUGCCGCUUGUUGAAUAACAUAUGUUCCAAUCAUACUUUGUUAAUUUCAAAACGUCAUCUGUGGACUGAUUCCAGUACGGUGAUGGCAUGGAUACAAUCGAAGCAGCGCAAAUAUAGUCAAUUCGUGGCCUUUCGUGUUGGAGAGAUAUUGGCUACUACGAACAUCGAUGAAUGGCGUUGGGUGCCCUCUAAAAACAACGUGGCAGACGAAGCCACGAAGUGGGGAAAAGGCCCUAACGUAUCCGGAAACAAUCGAUGGUUCCGGGGUCCCGAUUUUCUAUGCCAACUGGAGGAGAGAUGGUCACCCCCUUCUACAUUCAUAACCAAUACAGAAGAGUUGGCGGCAGUGAACUAUCACGAACAACAACAUCAAUUGAUUGAGUUUGAACGAUUUAGUCGUUGGGAACGACUUAUACGUACACUGGCAUACGUGCACCGGUUUGUAGAAAACAUUAGAAAUAAACAAUCAGGUGAACCUCUAGAACUAGGCGCUGUACAACAGAAGGAACUGAUAUAUGCGGAACAAAAACUUUGGAUGCAGGCACAAGUUGAAAGUUUUCAAAAUGAAAUAGCGGUACUGUGGAAAACCAGAGGAUCGCCUGAUGCAUUUCAUCCCACGGUAGCGAAAUCCAGCACGAUUUUUAAACGUUGGCCAUUCAUAGACCAAUACGGAACUUUACGAAUGCGGGGGAGAAUAGAAGCAGCAAGUUGGGCGACGUUUGAUGCAAAAUAUCCAGUUAUAUUACCUCGAAAACACUAUGUGACGUUUCUGAUUGCAGACUGGUAUCAUCGACAAUAUCGCCAUGCCAACCAGGAAACGGUAAUAAAUGAGAUUAGACAACGUUUCGAGAUUCCUAAAUUGCGAGUCCUACCGGCUAAGGUGAAAAGACAAUGUAUGGUAUGCAGAAUUAGGGGAGAGAUGCCUCAACCACCACCGUUAGGUCCGCUACCAGAUGUGCGUUUAGAGACAUUUGUUAGACCAUUCACCUAUGUUGGACUAGAUUACUACGGACCUUUGCUGGUGAGAGUCAAGAGAAGUAACGUGAAACGCUGGGUUGCUCUUUUCACGUGUCUAACAAUCCGUGCAAUCCAUUUAGAGGUAGUACAUAGUCUUUCCACUGAAUCAUGCGUCAUGGCAGUUCGGAGGUUCGUAGCCCGACGAGGUGCUCCAGUAGAAAUCUUCUCCGACAACGGCACUAAUUUUAAAGGUGCGCAUAGACAGUUGACGCAAGAAAUUAAGAUGCGAAACCAGACAUUAUCGUCAAUAUUCACCAACACAAACACACGUUGGAAUUUCAAUCCCCCGGCGGCCCCUCAUAUGGGAGGAGUAUGGGAGCGUUUGGUUAGGUCGGUCAAAGUUGCGAUGGAGGGAUUGCUCGACGCUAGAAGAAAACCUGAUGACGAAAGUCUGGAAACGAUUUUGCUGGAAACUGAGGCAAUGAUCAACACCCGACCGCUAACAUAUAUCCCGUUAGAGUCGGCGGAUUAG